CUAGUUCUUGUGACGUUGCUCCCGCCACUUUUGCAAGCAGACGGCGUGAUUUUGCGCGAGUCUCGGAAAUACGACAAGCAGCAUUGGAGAAACUUUACGUCGUUUACUUUAAUUGUUCUUGAAGCUAUGUCAUGAGACGAUAAUAUAUGGCUGUCUAUCUGCGAUAAGGAAUACAUGGCACACGAUUGUGGGCAUGAGAAGCAGUUGCUAUAGUUGAAGCGGGGCAUUCUGUUGACAUGUCGUGCAUUCAGAAAUUGGCACCACAAACUGCUCGUCUGCUUCAAAGCACUCAGAGCAUCGCAUCCGUUCACAGCGUUGUAAAAGAACUCGUCGAGAACUCACUGGACGCGGGUGCCUCGGUUAUUUACGUCAAACUCGAAGACUUUGGAUAUGAAAAAAUCGAAGUCCGUGACAACGGCCACGGAAUCAGUGAAUCCGACUUAUCGCAGGUCGUCUUGCCCCACCACACAUCCAAGAUAACCAACUUUGAGGACAUGCGGUCGCUCGAGACGUACGGAUUUCGUGGCCAGGGACUCGCAGGAAUAGCAGCCGUUUCCAGGGUCACCAUUAUAAGCGGUCAGAAGGAAAAGAUUGGUCACUCAUUUACGUUUGACCAACAAGGAAAAGUGGUUGCACAGAAGGAACUACCAUGGGAAGGAACGCAAGUAACUGUUGAUAAGCUCUUCAAAAACGUCCCAGUGCGCAGAAAACAUCUGAGCACAUCGAAGAACAAAUCUUUGGAUCUCAAGAAAGUUGAGAGACUACUUUCUGCACUUGGCAUUGCUUGGCCAGGUGUACGGCUACUUCUGUACCACAACAAAAGCCUCCUAUGGAGCCGAUACCCAAGCCAAACUUUUCAAGAGGCUGUCGGCCAAAUUUUCGGAAUGUCAAUGCUCGACAAAAUGGAAUAUGUUGAAGUGGAAGACUGCGAACGCGAGGUUACAAUUAAGGCCUGCCUGCCUAAAGCAGAGCAUGGGGCUCGAGAACUGUCAUCUUCCGAUACAGACCGCAUGUUUCUUCUAGUCAACCGACGUCACAUUCUUUCAAAGGAACUCAAUGAGAUUAUACAGAAGAAAUUUGCAGAGGCCGUGAAUACGCAGAGCAAACGAUAUCCAGCUUGUGCGGUUGCCAUUAAUGUGCCAUCACAGGAUCUCGACGUUAACUUUGAGCCAGACAAAACUACUGUUCUUUUUACAAAGCAGGAGGCAGUUCACAACCUGCUGGAAACCCUGCUGGAAAAAGUGUAUGGAAACCAUAUUACCAGCAAAGAAACAAAUAAAGAAAACCAAGGCACAGUCAUUUCACAAACAUUAACCAACAACAAGGAGGGCUGCAAGCAAACAGAUGCCAGGGGCAAAGAAACUUCCAGCUUCAUGCCAGAUCCCCCUGUUCAGCAGCCAGGUGUCCGCGUAGAUUCCGCAUCAACCAGCUCGGAGCGCCAGCCUGGGGCGCCGGCUGACCCGACCUGCCGAUCGACAGUGUCACCUCCAUCAGUUGAUCCAGUUAACUCAACGCUGGCUCAGAAUAAAACCGCACAACAAAACCCAUCUCCUCUCACUCCAUCCGGGUUCUUCGGCUGGUUCAGUAGUCCAGCUGCCCAAGGGCGUGAUGCGGCAAGACAGAGAAGCGGCCUUCCUCAGGGAGUCCGGACAAGUUCGCCGUCUGACAGAAUGAGCUCAAGAAAGCAAUUACAGUUUGGUACCGGCAAAACCGGGGCGUCGUGGUCACUGGGAUUAGUGGAGAACAGUCAAGGAAGAGUUGUAGAGCCCACCGUGAGAAUAGCGAGCGGGCCCAAGCGAACAAGCUCGAGUCCCGCAGGAAACGUCACCCCGAAGAAGCUGCGGAUGCCGGACUUGUCUCAGAGACGAAUUUUCGAUCUUGUUCCCAAGGAGAAAUCGCCGAUGGAAGUUUACUGCAACCGUCGUAAAGACGAAGUUUUGUCACAGAAUCCCAGCAUGAGCAUCCAAGACUUGUCUGCACUUUUACAAGAUGAAUGGGAUGGCCUAACCCCAGCAGAGAAACAGCAGUACGAAGAAGACAUACGGCCUAGGAUUUCUGACAGGGCGUCCACGGCGAAUAAUGCCUCCAUCGAUAGUAGAGCUGGCACGAAAACUGCACGAAGAAAGUCUGCAUUGCGAAAGGGUGUCUCUGCAACGUUUUCGCUAAGCAGCAUUGCAGCGCACUACAAAGAUUAUUCUGCACUUAGUCAGACACAGGCUGAACUGGACGCUGGAAUUUCCGUCAUUGGCUACUCACAAGAAGUAGAAGGGUGGUUCGUGCGGUGUGCAGCUUCUGUUUAUGCUAUUAAUGGGUUCAGAUUAAAGGAAGCAACUUUGUUCAAGAAGCUGGCAGAAUCAUAUGCUCUACCCAUGGAACCUGUCUAUCCACCCAUAGAACUCGACAAGAAUUCAGUAGGCGUUAGCUUAUGGACUAUGCUCACAACCCUACAACAAGGAACAAAAGAUUUCACUGGGGCUUCAUACAUCACAGACAGCCUUCUCCUGUCAAACGGCUUCGAGCUUAAAUUACCUUCGGGAGCAAAUGGAGACACAGCAGAAGUCAUCCAGAAAGCCAGCAAUGUUGGGAUAGAUGAACUGAAGGAAAUACUUAGGAAGAUCUCAAAUCAUCCUUCAGGCUGCUCGCUGUGGGAUAGCCGCCCAGCUAAAAUUCGCUUUUAUCUCCAGGGUGAAGCUGCUCGCAUGGUGCAAAGCGGUCCUUCCAAACUGAGCCUGACGGAUCUUUGGGAACUCAUAAGGCAAAGUGAAGACUGUGUUAGUGAACAGUGUAUGCAUUCCAAGCCAGUGUGUGUGAACCUAUUUGACCUGAAUUCACUACAAUAAUUACAUCGAUUUUGUAGCAUACACAGCCUAACAUUUUUUUUUUUUUAAUAAAUGCAUUACAUUAAUAUCCACAAUGCUGGUCGAUGACGUCUGCGAUUAUGAAAACAUACCAGAAUACCAAGUUCUA
Messenger RNA from Ornithodoros turicata, 2967 nucleotides. RefSeq names its product PMS1 protein homolog 1-like. The record is from RefSeq and is a predicted model, not a curated record. The transcript is spliced from 14 exons. NCBI's taxonomy places the organism in Eukaryota, Metazoa, Arthropoda, Arachnida, Ixodida, Argasidae. Gene Ontology annotation, biological process: mismatch repair. Gene Ontology annotation, cellular component: MutLalpha complex. Gene Ontology annotation, molecular function: mismatched DNA binding; ATP binding; ATP hydrolysis activity. The coding region runs from base 237 to 2840 and encodes 867 amino acids.